Messenger RNA from Salvelinus fontinalis (brook trout), 2441 nucleotides. Its product is annotated as guanine nucleotide-binding protein G(I)/G(S)/G(T) subunit beta-3-like. Gene Ontology annotation, molecular function: protein binding; signaling receptor complex adaptor activity. The record is from RefSeq and is a predicted model, not a curated record. Lineage: Eukaryota; Metazoa; Chordata; Actinopteri; Salmoniformes; Salmonidae. Gene Ontology annotation, cellular component: heterotrimeric G-protein complex; cytoplasm. The coding region runs from base 357 to 1379 and encodes 340 amino acids. Gene Ontology annotation, biological process: G protein-coupled receptor signaling pathway. The transcript is spliced from 9 exons.
UUAUCCCCUCAUCCCUGAUCUUUCUUCAUCCGCUCCAAUCCGCAUCUGUUCCUCACAGGAGAGAGAGUGUGUGAGAGAGAGAGAGAGAGAGAGAGAGAGAGAGAGAGAGAGAGAGAGAGAGAGUGUGUGUGAGAGAGAGCAAGAGAGUGGAAUAUCCAUUCUGUGUGGGACAGGAAAACUGAAUAAAAAACAUCUAGUAACAGAAGAGGGGUAAACAUAUGACAACCAAACGGAGGGACCCUGAAAAGUGAGAACAGGUUAAGAAACCCACUGGAGAACUUCCUUAUUUGGAUUACGUCUGCUCACCUGAUUUCCCUUCCUGUCUCCAUCGGUGACGACGCCUACCAACCGUUGCCAUGGGCGAAAUGGAAGAGCUGCGAAAGGAGGCGGACAACCUUAAAGAUCAGAUCACUGAGGCCCGAAAAGUAGUGCAGGACACCACCCUGCAGGAGGCGGUUGCCGGGACGACGCUGGUGGGGCGUGUCCAGCUAAAGACCAGGAAGACGCUGAGGGGUCACCUGGCCAAGAUCUAUGCCAUGCACUGGGGCACUGACACCAAGUUGUGUGUCAGUGCCUCUCAAGAUGGAAAGCUGAUAGUGUGGGACACCCUGACCACCAACAAGGUGAGCGCCAUCCCUCUGAAGUCGUCGUGGGUGAUGACGUGUGCCUACGCGCCCUCAGGGAACAUGGUGGCGUGUGGCGGUCUCGACAACAUGUGCUCCAUCUACAACCUCAAGGGCAAGGACGGCAACGUCAAGGUCAUGCGGGAGCUGGCCGCACACACAGGUUACCUGUCCUGCUGUCGUUUCCUUAGCGACAGUGAGAUCAUCACCAGCUCUGGCGACUGCACCUGUGUUCUAUGGGACAUUGAGACAGGGACAGAGAAGACCAUCUUCGCGGGCCACUUGGGUGACUGCAUGUCCCUGGCCGUGUCCCCCGACUUCAAGAUGUUCAUCUCGGGGGCGUGUGACUUCACGGCCAAACUGUGGGACAUCAGGGAAGCCACCUGCAGACAGACGUUCAGCGGCCACGAGAGUGACAUCAACGCCAUCGGGUUCUUCCCCAAUGGUAAUGCGGUUAUAACGGGCUCAGACGAUGCCACCUGUAAGCUGUACGACCUGAGGGCAGACCAGGAGCUCAUCACCUACCAGGACUCGGGCAUCAUGUGUGGGGUGACCUCGCUCGCCCCGUCACUCUCUGGCCGCCUUUUACUGGCCGGAUACGAUGACUUCAACGUCAACAUCUGGGACAUGCUUAAAGCCGAGAGAGUGGGAGUGCUGGCUGGUCAUGACAACAGGGUGAGCUGCAUCGGAGUAUCCUCGGACGGAAUGGCAUGCUGCACAGGAUCCUGGGACAGCUUCCUGAAGAUAUGGAACUGAGUCAGUCCUCUAGUCUAGAGAACAGACAGAGCGAAAGACUAAGGAGAGGGGAAUAGAGGAAGAAUAUCACAGAAACCUGGUAGAUUGAAGAGGGGGAUGGGGGGAGACUAGGAAGCCAAGAGUGAAAGGUUAUUUAUUUGUAUUGUGCCAAGUCUUAUUCGAUUUGAGGGAAGAAUUGUGACGAGAGAGUCUGUCGUCUCUCCCUACUUCCGACUCAAGUUUAGAGUUAGGCAGGGGGGACUUUUGUAGAAAAACAUGAUCGUUGCAUCAAUGAAUGAUUGAUUUUUAUGUCAAGGUUCAAACUGAAUUCUAGCGUUAUAUGAAUAUAUUUCCUAUGUCAUAAGAGCAGUUGCCAAAUGGAAACGCUAGAUUUGGAUAUAGCAGGAUACGGUCACAAAAUAAAUGACCACCGAUAGACUGUAGGUUUACAAUAACUAGGACGUUACAUGCUUUUAUAUUCGAGGCGAUGUUUGUCAGAGGAUGAAGGAUGAAUAUGUAAGCAUUGAUUUGUUUCAAGCGGAUGUUUGUGUGUUGGUUAGAGAAUCCCCUUGUUUAGUUACGGUUUUCUAUUUUUAUGGCCACAUUAGAAUAAAAUUGUUUCGCCUGUAGAUUUCUACACGAGUGUGUGUCUGAAAGUUUACGUACGUACGUGAUUAGUAGGAUAAGUUUACCAUGAGUUGGGGUCUAAUCUUUUGACCUACUUCCCGAUGGCUAGUCACAAAAAGGCAUAAGCGCUCAGUAAACUGUUGGCUGGACAGACGGGAUGAUAUAGAUCUUAUGGUUCACUGACAACAAAAUAAAAAUGAAAAAGGCAAAUGCACAAGACCACAAUAUUUCACAUUUGUCAUAGAGGACUGGAGGAGUUUAAACCUUACCUGGCUGUGUAUAUCUAAUUGACAGUGGUUUGUUUUACCCCUGUCGUGCGAGCAAAACAUAGUCGCAACUCAAUGUGAAGUGACUUUGUCUUUUCAAAUCGCAUCACACACUUGACAAUUUGGACAGCCUGUCUUUACCAUCAGAACAUUGUGCAUAUAGUAAAUUCACAAGGCGCUUUUCUUACAC